CCCACUUCUUUCCCUCCAUCAAUAAGUACCCCUUACCUCUGCCUUAUCAUACUCUCUCUCUCACUCAGUCAUGGCAGGAACGGUUUCACUAUGCAUUGCAUCGUUGGUUACCCUUUUCCUUGCCACCAGUGCCAGAAUUCCCGGUGUGUACACCGGUGGUGCAUGGCAGGGUGCCCACGCUACUUUCUACGGUGGAAGCGAUGCCUCUGGAACAAUGGGUGGGGCAUGUGGGUAUGGGAACCUAUACAGUCAAGGGUAUGGGGUAAACACUGCAGCUUUGAGCACGGCACUGUUCAACAAUGGGUUGAGCUGCGGCACGUGUUUUGAGAUAAAGUGCGACCAGGAUCCACGGUGGUGCAACCCUGGAAGGCCUUCCAUCAUCAUCACAGCCACCAACUUCUGCCCUCCCAACUUCGCCCUUCGCAGUGACAAUGGCGGCUGGUGCAACCCUCCGCACCCCCACUUCGACCUAGCCAUGCCCAUGUUCCUCAAGAUCGCCCAGUACCGCGCCGGAAUUGUCCCCGUCAGCUACCGCCGGGUGGCAUGCAGAAAGGCUGGUGGAAUUAGAUUCACGAUCAACGGCUUUCGUUACUUCAACCUGGUUUUGAUCUCCAACGUGGCGGGUGCAGGGGAUAUCGUGCGCGUGAGUGUGAAGGGAAGCAAAAGUGCGUGGAACAGCAUGAGCCGAAACUGGGGCCAAAAUUGGCAAUCCAACGCCAAUUUAGUGGGCCAGACCCUUUCCUUUAGAGUCACGGGCAGUGACAGACGCACGUCAACUUCGUGGAACGUGGCACCUUCUCAUUGGCAGUUUGGACAGACCUUCACGGGCAAGAAUUUCCGCGUCUGAAAGAAAAUUUAAACAUAAAUGUUUCUUUUAUUAGUUUCAGUUUUUUCUUUAAUUAUAUCUUUUAUAUCUAAAAUUUGAGAUGAUUUUAGUUUUGAUCUUUU
Messenger RNA from Vigna radiata var. radiata (mung bean), 948 nucleotides. RefSeq names its product expansin-A4. The transcript has 3 exons. Gene Ontology annotation, biological process: plant-type cell wall organization. The coding region runs from base 71 to 847 and encodes 258 amino acids. NCBI's taxonomy places the organism in Eukaryota, Viridiplantae, Streptophyta, Magnoliopsida, Fabales, Fabaceae. The record is from RefSeq and is a predicted model, not a curated record. Gene Ontology annotation, cellular component: extracellular region.